CUCUCCCGCUUCACUCCAAUUUGGACAAGCUCGUGAGCAAUCCAUGGAACCGAUAAAAGAGCCCAACCGGCAAUGAAGUUGAGAUGGAAAGCAAUAUCCAAGAGCGUCCAGCUGAUAUAAUUAGAAGCAUUAGCAAUCCCCAGCAAGAAGAAAGGAUGGGCCAACACAUUUGUGCUUUGCAGCCUUGUGGGCUGUCAAUAGCAAUGGAAACUUUGCUAUUUAGCCUUGAACUUACCACGUCGUCUUCUUUUGCUUGGUGAUGCUAAAUUUUUAUGCAUCAAUUGUUGGAAUUCUACUCUGGCAGGUUUCUCCCAAGUUGGCUCCAGGGAUUCACCUGAUUGCCUUUGUAUGUCACUGACCCUUCUGUUUUCUGCAGUUGUUCCAAGAAAACUCAUGGCGUAUAGUUGUUGGCUCCUUUUGUGUGAGCUCCCUUUGCCCUGCCAGAAAUCGUCCUGACAGGCCAAGUUGUGUCAUAUAUACAUAAGGUCCUCCAGGAUCAUCAUCAUUCGUCAGUAAUUAUGAUUUAGUGCUUGUCUUGUACCUAAGAAUAAUCGUCAUGUCAUUUCUCUCUCUCUCUCUUAAGUGGGGUCGUUGUUGUUUUCGCAAUUAUAAAGUAUUUGUGUUUGCUUAUUGAGAUUGGGGAAUUUUAAUUGGCUGAAAAAUUUCAAUCCUAUUGUUCAUAUUAUAGCAAAAAUAUUAAUUAAUUUAAAAGACGUUGAUGAUGACUAAAAUGUAAUUUAAGAACUAGCCCAUAAAGAAAGGACCCUCCAAAAGGAGGGAAAGGAAGAUAGCGCCGCACAAACGCUUAAUUUCAAACACUGGAAGAACGGAGCGAACCAUGACUGCCAUUGUUCAUGGCAAAGCGCACUUCUCCACUUUGCUUAGUCGCAAGAAUCUGCCCUCGCCCACCAAUAAUUCUGUUCAACAAUGCUCUACAAACCUUCUCCUUUUCUACACUUCUUGCCCCAAACCAAUCAAAACCAUCCACCAAGAUAAAAACUUUUUCCCAUAUUUUCCAGGAAUGCUCCAAUCACCGCUCCCUAAAUCCAGGAAAACAAGCCCACGCACGCAUGAUAAUUUCUGGUUUUGUCCCUACAAUCUUUGUCUCAAAUUGUUUGAUCCAAAUGUACGUGAAAUGUUCCCAUUUGAACAAUGCUUACAAAGUGUUUGACAGAAUGAAUCAAAGGGAUGUCAUUUCUUAUAACACAAUGAUAUUCGGGUAUGCUGGUUUUGGGAAAAUGGAUAUUGCUAGGGAGUUUUUUAUUAGCUUGCCCCAGAGAGAUGUGGUAUCAUGGAAUUCUAUGAUUUCUGGGUUUCUACAGAACGGUGAGUGUCGAAAGUCAAUUGAGUUUUUCAUGGACAUGGGUAGAUCGGGCGUGAGGUUUGACCCGACGACUUUCGCCGUUGUUCUGAAAGCGUGUGCGAGUCUGGAAGAGGGUGGAGUCGGUAUUCAGGUUCAUGGGCUUGUUAUCCGAAUGGGAUUUGAUAAUGAUGUGAUUACAGGGAGUGCUUUGUUGGAUAUGUAUGCAAAGUGUAAGAGAUUAGAUGAUUCACUUCGGGUUUUUGGUGAAAUUCCAGUAAAGAAUUGGGUUUCUUGGAGUGCCAUGAUUGCCGGUUGUGUUCAAAAUGAUCAGUAUGUGGAGGGUUUAGAGUUGUUCAAAGAGAUGCAAAGUGCUGGAAUUGGGGUCAGUCAAUCUAUCUAUGCUAGUGUUUUCAGGUCCUGUGCAGGGCUGUCUGCAUUAAAAUUGGGCUCUCAGUUUCAUGGACAUGCUUUGAAGUGUGGUUUUGGAUGGGAUAUCAUUGUAGGAACUGCCACUUUGGAUAUGUAUGCAAAAUGUGGUAGCAUGACUGAUGCCCAAAAGCUUUUUAACUCAUUGCCAAAACAUAGUUUGCAAUGUUAUAACGCCAUUAUUGUUGGGUAUGCUCGAAAUGACCAAGGGUUUGAAGCUUUACUAUUAUUUCGUCUUUUGCUAAAAUCUGGCCUUGGUUUUGAUGAAAUUAGUCUAUCUGGGGCAUUCAGUGCUUGUGCAUCCAUUAAAAGGGAUAUAGAGGGGCUUCAAGCACAUGCAUUAGCAGUUAAGACCACUUUCAGUUCAAACAUUUGUGUGGCUAAUGCAAUUCUUGACAUGUAUGGUAAAUGUGGUGCUUUGGCUGAAGCUGUUCACAUGUUUAAUGGUAUGGAUAGAAGAGAUGCCGUGUCUUGGAAUGCAAUUAUUGCUGCUCAGGAGCAGAAUGGAAAUGAAGAGGAUACACUUGCCCUUUUCGCAUCAAUGCUUCGCUCAAGGAUGGAGCCUGAUGAGUUCACUUAUGGAAGCAUCCUGAAAGCUUGUGCCAGUAAGCAAGCUCUAAAUAGUGGCAUGGAAAUCCAUAAUAGGAUUAUCAAAUCUGGGAUGGGGUUCGAAUCCUUUGUAGCGGGUGCUCUUGUUGAUAUGUAUUGCAAGUGUGGAAUGGUGGAAGAGGCUGAGAAAAUACAUAACAGAACAGAAAAGCAAACAACGGUUUCAUGGAAUGCAAUUAUUUCUGGGUUCUCACUGCUAGAACAGAGUGAGAAUGCUCUCAGUUUUUUCUCUUGGAUGUUGGAAAUGGGUGUGAAGCCAGACAACUUCACUUAUGCAAUAGUGCUUGAUACUUGUGCUAAUUUAGCUACUAUUGGAUUGGGAAAGCAAAUACACGCUCAAAUCAUUAAACAAAAAUUACAUUCAGAUGUAUAUAUAUCCAGCACUCUCGUUGAUAUGUACUCAAAGUGUGGAAAUAUGCAAGAUUCCCAACUAGUAUUUGAGAAAGCUCCUGAUAGAGAUUUUGUGACAUGGAAUGCUAUUAUUUGUGGUUAUGCUCAGCACGGUCUUGGGGAAGAGGCCCUUAAAGCUUUUGAGAAUAUGCAACUUCAGAAUGUAAACCCAAACCAUGCAACUUUUAUUUCUGUUCUUAGAGCUUGUGCACAUAUUGGACUUGUUGAUAAAGGGUUAUAUUACUUCAAUGCAAUGGUAAGUGAUUAUGGUUUAGAUCCUCAAUUAGAGCAUUAUUCGUGCAUGGUUGAUAUAAUAGGCAGAUCAGGCCGUGUUGGUGAGGCUUUGCAGCUUAUCCAAGAGAUGCCUCUUGAAGCUGAUGCGGUCAUGUGGAGAACUCUUCUUAAUAUUUGCAAGAUCCAUGGGGAAUUUAAGAUUGCAGAAAAAGCCACAAAUUCUAUCUUGCAAUUAGAACCUCAAGACUCUUCUGCUUGCGUUCUUCUAUCAAAUAUUUAUGCUGAUGCAGGAAUGUGGGCUAAGGUUUCCGAGAUGAGAAAAAUGAUGAGGCAAAAUAAACUAAAGAAGGAGCCAGGUUGCAGCUGGAUUGAGGUAAAAGAGGAGGUGCAUGCGUUUCUUGUUGGGGACAAGGCUCACGAGAGGUGUGAAGGGAUCUAUGAAAUGCUUGAUUUGCUAAUUAGCGAGAUGAAGUGGGAUGGAUGCACACCAGACGUUGAUUUUUCCUUUGAUGGGGAAGCAGAAGAAUAUGAGCAGCCAGAAGAGCUAAGAAGCGGUACUUACAAUCUAUAGUUCAGCAACUGUCGACUGACAUGGUAAAUAUGAGAUUUUUGAACUAUUUAGCCAUGUCACUGGAAUUCUGAGUUAACAAACCAAAAGUAAUAUUUUGACAAGCUACUGUCCUAUGACAGAUUCGGCAAGGGUAACGUAAUGGAAAUUACUGCUAUACAAAGACAAAGUACUAGAAACGGGAAAAGGUUGAAUCCCUUAUAAGUUGUAGAUGAGCAGAAAUUGGACGAGGAAAUCAACUUUAGGGUGGCUGUGAAUGAGUUCUCUUUCAAGGAUUUCCAUUAUGAUUUUUGAGUCUCAAUUCCCGGUGAAUAAUUGAACUGAAAGUCCGAAAGAAAGGCACAAUUUGGCAGGACAGUGUAAUUGAGUGAAAAUAUCAAGGCGUCGAAGAAAACGACAACGUUUAUUAUCCACUUGGGGAACAGCAGGCUCAACGACUCCGUAUUUUUGCAAAUUAUCACCCAUAACCGCACAUGUCCUGUGAACUUUGCCCCACGACAAGGGAAAGGAGUUAAGCAAGUAAGGGUUGCAUUGCUCGUGCCACAAAGGCUGACGAAGAACAAACAUAUUCUGUAAGGAUAGGUUGGAUGCUUGAAGGAAUAAGUAUCUUCUUUCUGUUUCUCUCUCUCUCUCUCUCUC
This is a messenger RNA of Manihot esculenta (cassava), 4169 nucleotides long. RefSeq names its product pentatricopeptide repeat-containing protein At3g02330, mitochondrial. NCBI's taxonomy places the organism in Eukaryota, Viridiplantae, Streptophyta, Magnoliopsida, Malpighiales, Euphorbiaceae. Gene Ontology annotation, biological process: RNA modification. Gene Ontology annotation, molecular function: protein binding; RNA binding. The record is from RefSeq and is a predicted model, not a curated record. The transcript is spliced from 3 exons. The coding region runs from base 855 to 3533 and encodes 892 amino acids.